This is a messenger RNA of Schistocerca piceifrons (Central American locust), 1449 nucleotides long. RefSeq names its product E3 SUMO-protein ligase ZBED1-like. Bases 1 to 1449 code for a protein of 482 amino acids. The record is from RefSeq and is a predicted model, not a curated record. The transcript is spliced from 4 exons. Lineage: Eukaryota; Metazoa; Arthropoda; Insecta; Orthoptera; Acrididae. Gene Ontology annotation, molecular function: protein dimerization activity.
AUGCUGCAAGCAGCAUACACAGCAGCAAAGGAGAAAGUGGUAGACAAACUGUCAGCUGUGAAGACAGUUUGUUUGACCACAGAUUGCUGGACAUCGGCAGCAAAUGAAGGUUACAUGGCGAUGACAGGGCAUUUUGUGUCUGAAGAUUUCACCUUGCAAUCUGUGUUGUUAGGAUGUUCCCAAUUGUCUGGUGCACAUACUGCUCCGAAUCUGUCGGCAUCUCUAAUAGGCACGACAGAUAACUUCAGGCUGACAGACAAAGUUUUGCUGGUUGUGAUGGAUAAUGCACCAAAUAUUAAAAAUGCAGUAUCAAUUUUACAGUGGAAACACUUUGCGUGCUAUGCACAUACACUAAAUCUUAUUGUGCAGAAUGCACUAAAACAUUUUGUGUCAAUUCAGCAGAAAGUCAAAACUAUUGUAGCAUUCUUCAAGAGAAGCUGCAAGGCAACAGAAAGACUGCUGACAUACCAACAAAAUAAUGGGGCAGGUCACGUUAAAAAACUGGUGCAGGAGGCGCCAACAAGGUGGAACUCUACUCUGUGUAUGUUGGAGCGAAUAGUUGAAAUUAAAGAUGCAGUGAAGACUUCACUUGUUCUAUUCACAGUUGAUUUUGAACAACUGACAGACGAGGAAUGGAACAUCUGCUCAGAACUCUGCUCUGUGUUGAAGCCAUUUGCACAAGUUUCAACACAGCUUAGUGCUGAGUCAUAUCCUACUGGCAGCCAAGUUAUUGUUCUGACAAGGGGAUUAUUAUCAGUGUGUGCAGAACUUUUGAAAAGGCCAUUUAACAGUGUGACAAGGACUGUCAUUGAAGAAUUAAUAAAAGGCCUGAAGGACCGUUUCCACAAUGUAGAGAUGAGCAAAUCUAUAGGAGUAGCCACUCUACUAGAUCCACGCUUUAAAUCUCUUGUGUUUGAAAGUCGAUUUGCAGCAGAUAAUGCAAAGAAACAGCUUAUUGAACUAGUAGCACAAAAGAUGGGUGACAGAAGACUGACAAACACAGGCCAGAGCCAUGAAACUGUGUCAACUUCAACCACCACUGAUCCCUUGUCAGUAUGGGGUGUCUAUGAUGCAAUUGUAAAAUCAACACAGCCCCAGGGCACUCCUCAGUCAACUGCUAUUGCGGAAGUACAAAGUUGGCGUGAAAAUCAAUAUAUUUUCCCAAAUAUUGCUAAAGUGGUGAGGGAAAAAUUCAAUAUAGUGGCCACUUCUGUGCCAUGCGAAAGAAUAUUUUCUAAAACUGGUAUCAUUAUAAAUGAAAGGCGAACACGGCUGAAGGCGUCCAAAGUUGAAAAACUUAUAUUUCUAAAUACGAACAGUGGUAACUCGGAGCUCUUUGUUCCAGUUAUGGCUCUGAUAGUCUUCCAGCAGCAGCAAAUGUUACACAGUCCUAUAGAGGCAAACUUGAAGUAUGAGGUAAUAGUGUUUUGCAUAGAAUGGCAAACUUGA